This is a messenger RNA of Momordica charantia (bitter melon), 1978 nucleotides long. RefSeq names its product WD repeat and SOF domain-containing protein 1. Gene Ontology annotation, biological process: maturation of SSU-rRNA from tricistronic rRNA transcript (SSU-rRNA, 5.8S rRNA, LSU-rRNA). Gene Ontology annotation, molecular function: protein binding. Lineage: Eukaryota; Viridiplantae; Streptophyta; Magnoliopsida; Cucurbitales; Cucurbitaceae. Gene Ontology annotation, cellular component: nucleolus; small-subunit processome. The record is from RefSeq and is a predicted model, not a curated record.
AGUGCUCCAUCUCCCUAGGGUUUUUCUCUCUUUCUUCUUCUUACCAACGUUGAUUGUUCUAUGAACCGGACCCUGCAAUUCUGAGUCUUUUUCUUCUCUCUCAAGGAUGAAGGUCAAGGUGAUUUCGCGCUCCACUGAUGAGUUCACUCGUGAAAGAAGCCAAGACCUGCAGAGGGUAUUUCGGAACUUCGACCCCAGUCUCCGAACGCAAGAGAAGGCGGUUGAGUAUGUCCGUGCUCUUAAUGCCGCGAAAUUGGACAGGAUGUUUGCAAAACCAUUUAUAGGAGCAAUGGAUGGGCAUUUGGACUCUGUUUCUUGUAUGGGAAAGAAUCCUAAUCACUUGAAAGGGAUAUUUUCCGGUUCGAUGGAUGGAGAUAUUCGACUAUGGGAUAUAGCUAACAGGCGAACAGUUUGUCAGUUUCCUGGACAUCGAGGUGCUGUUCGUGGCUUGACGUCAUCUACCGAUGGGCGCAUUCUGAUAUCAUGUGGAACAGAUUGCACUGUCAGGCUGUGGAAUGUUCCAAUUCCUACUCUGAAUUUGUACGAGUCCUCAGAUAAUUCCUCUGAGCCUCUGGCAGUUUAUGUUUGGAAGAAUGCUUUCUGGGCUGUUGAUCACCAGUGGGAUGGAACUCUUUUUGCUACAGCUGGUGCUCAAUUAGAUAUUUGGGACCACAACAGGUCUCAACCUGUGAGCAGUUUUGAGUGGGGAACAGACUCAGUAAUCUCUGUUCGUUUUAGUCCUGGAGAAUCCAAUGUCCUGGCAACAUCAGCUAGUGAUAGGAGCAUUACAUUGUAUGAUUUGCGCAUGUCAUCCCCAGCAAGGAAAAUAAUUAUGAGGACAAAGACAAAUUCUAUUUGUUGGAAUCCAAGGGAGCCAAUGAACUUCACUGCUGCAAAUGAAGACUGCAACUGUUAUAGCUACGAUUCUAGGAAACUCGAUGAGGCAAAAUGUGUGCACAGAGACCAUGUUUCUGCAGUAAUGGAUAUUGAUUUUUCACCAACUGGUCGAGAAUUUGUUACUGGCUCAUAUGAUAGAACAAUAAGAAUUUUCCCGUAUAAUGGGGGUCACAGCCGUGAGAUAUAUCAUACCAAAAGGAUGCAAAGGGUCUUCUGCGUCAAGUUCAGCUGUGAUGCAAGUUAUGUGAUAUCAGGGAGUGAUGACACUAACCUUCGGCUUUGGAAGGCUAAAGCAUCUGAACAAUUAGGAGUUCUUCUUCCGAGGGAGAAAAGAAAGCAUGAAUAUCAAGAGGCUAUUAAGAAUCGUUAUAAGCACCUUCCUGAGGUCAAGCGGAUUGUGAGGCAUAGGCAUUUACCAAAACCGAUAUUCAAAGCAGCUGCCCUCCGGCGCACUAUUAUCGAUGCUGAAAGAAGGAAGGAAGAGAGGAGGAAAGCUCAUAGCGCUCCAGGAAGUAUUUCAACUGUACCGCUCCGUAAGAGAAGAAUUAUCAAAGAAGUUGAGUAAACUAACCAUGAACCUGGAGGAGGAGGGGGUAUUGCUGGUUGCUUGCAGUUAUUCGUGCCAGUUCAAAAUUGUUACAGUCAAACUCCCGAGCUUCAAACAAUUCAUGAGCGGUAAGUUACUUAACAUUAUGGCACUUUCAGGCACCAUGAGCUCACGAGAUUUCACGAAGACCCCAUCUCAUGACUUCGACUUACAGUUGGAGAGAAGGAAUCAAAAUUUUGCCGCAUUGUACAAAUUCUUGAUUGUCAGAUCAACUAUUUGCUAUAGUUUUUUCUACAGUUUUAUUGCUGAUAAAGUGAGUAAAUUUUUUUUUUCAGCUUGCUACAUAUUCUCUUCUUGAAUUUGUUAAAAGCUGAUCACAUUUCGGUUCUGUACUAGUCUUCUAAAUGUUCGUGAACUAUAUAGAGCCUGUAAUACCCACUAGGAUCAUGAGGACUGGUUUUAGUUUCCAACUUCUUAAAGAUUAAAGUUUAAUAUAUAAUAGCAAAUCAGCAUAUUGCUGCGUAAUACUCGAAA